Pyricularia oryzae 70-15 is the source of this 603-nucleotide messenger RNA. RefSeq lists its product as uncharacterized. The transcript is spliced from 3 exons. The record is from RefSeq and is a predicted model, not a curated record. Bases 1 to 603 code for a protein of 200 amino acids. NCBI's taxonomy places the organism in Eukaryota, Fungi, Ascomycota, Sordariomycetes, Magnaporthales, Pyriculariaceae.
AUGCUGCCAAACGAAAUAGGGGAUGUGUGCAACUUUGUGAACGUGCCGCGCAGCGCGUCGUGCAACGUCACCACCCCCUUUCCGGUACUGCAGCAGUACAGGCGGCCGACUGGCGAAGGCUCCAGCGCUAUUAUGGAAUCGACCCAUCCAGGGGUUAUCUCGGAAACAUUGGAGCUGGGACCUGAGCUUUCGAGCUCACUUCGGCGUCGGUCCCUUGCCACCGACCAUUGGAAUACCUGGUCUGUGGUGCUCGUUCGAGCCUCCGAGCACCUCUCAAGAUUCGCCGACGCCACGGGGCAGCACGACGCUCUAGACAUGGAUACUCACCAGGAUAUCGAAGAACUAGAGCUUUUCGACUGCUGGGCUGUUGACUUUGCCAAGCUUCGGUUUGAGAAGAUUGAGCCACAAGCCCUGCCCGUCUCUGGCCUCUCCAGCAAUAGCUGGGAUGACUCGCUCGGCCGCCUUUUGUUGGCUUCCCCAAUCAUGCAGCCUUUAUUCAAGCUGGUUGCAGAGUUGGAGGAGCAGGAGUUGGAAGGGCAUUUCCUGAACGCCGCAAGCCACAUGGCCCUGAACAAGGAUGGGAACAUGGUCACGGGUGUGUAA